CACAGAAUCACCUCAAUUUCACCUCUUUAGGGUUCCUCUUCUAUUAUGAAUCCCAACUCCUGCGUUCCAUCUGCAGCAAAUCCAUCAAUACCCAUCCUAUUCUCCCUCAACCUCUGUUUUUAGCUCGUCACCUAGCAUGCUCAAUUCCAACGGGAAGAAGGAAUAGGAUUGGGAAAGGGAAUACAGUUUUGGUUUUUCUUUUUUCUUUUUAUUUUUUUUAUUUUUUUUCCGAAUUUUUAACAUUUUCCUUCAGCUAUGACUAUUGUGGGGGCUUGAGGCACCUAAAUCCGCUGUUAUCAAUCGACCCAAGUGUUUGGGUUUCGUGCAACACAAUUGAAAUUUGAAAUGCUCAAUAAAAUUUUCAUCCAAAAGUAGUCACUUCCCAUGUCGUAUAGUCUCCAAUUGUUUCAGUCCGUCCUUUUUUGGUGGAAUUUACACUUUGAGAUUGUGAAUACUUGGCAUUGUUGGUACUAGAGCUCUUCUGAGAUCGCUAAGUGAAAAAACAAUGAUCUAGUUGGUGACCAAGGUGAGGUUUUAGGCCUGGAUUUGGAGUCUCUGAAGAUUUUGCUGAAGUGGGGGGUCUUUCUGGGGGCAAUGUUUUGUGGUUUUUUGGUUUUCUGGUGCAAGAGGGUGCUUGCGGUGGAGGAAGUGGUGAAUGCAAGGUACGGAGUGAUUGAGUACUGGGCAUUGUUGUUGAGGAAUGCGUGGCCUAAGGCUUCUACGGUUUGUAAGAUUUUCAAAGACCAAGGUGUGGUCCUGACCGCACUUUAGGUCUAUCUGCAUUAUUCUCAAGGUUAAAUGCUCAUUUUGGUCCCUCAACUUUAGUGGUUUGCACAUUUUUGGUCCCUUGAGAAUUUUUUGCACUUUUUUGAUCCCUCAACUAUACGAAAUGCACUCCGUUAGUCCUUCUGUUAAAUUGGACCGUUAACUUUGCUUCCGUGGCAUUUUUAAUAUUUUUUUUGAUGAUGUGGAGGGCAAAAUUUAAAAAAGUGAUGACGUGCAC
Messenger RNA from Rubroshorea leprosula, 1003 nucleotides. Lineage: Eukaryota; Viridiplantae; Streptophyta; Magnoliopsida; Malvales; Dipterocarpaceae. The record is from the annotation of a GenBank genome assembly.